AUGGCGCCCACCAACACCUCCGCGAUCUCCUCGCACCGCCCCAUCGUCAUCAGCGGGCCCUCGGGCUCCGGCAAGUCCACAAUGCUGAAGCGCCUCUUCGACGAGUACCCGGGCAAGUUCGGCUUCAGCGUCUCGCACACGACGCGCUCGCCACGCGCGGGUGAGCAGAACGGCCGCGACUACAACUUCGUGACCAAGGAGGAGUUCUUGGAUCUCGUGGAGAAGAAGGGGUUCGUGGAGCAUGCGCAGUUUGGCGGGAACCACUACGGCACGAGCAUCAAGGCAGUAGAGGACAUUGCAGAGAAGGGACAGGUUUGUAUUCUGGAUAUUGAGAUGGAAGGCGUCAAGCAGGUCGCGAACCACCCUUCAUUCCCUAAACCGCGGUUCCUCUUCCUUUCACCGCCGUCCAAGGAGGUGCUCGAGCAGAGACUGAGAGGCCGAGGAACGGACAAGGAGGAGGCCAUCGUGAAGAGACUCAAGCAGGCUGAGGCUGAGAUGGAUUUCGCCAAUAGUCCGGAGGCGCCGCACGAGAAGAUCAUUGUGAACGAUGACUUGGAAAAGGCGUACAAGGAGGUCAAGGAGUUCAUCGUUGGUGCGGAUGCUUGA
Paraphaeosphaeria sporulosa is the source of this 606-nucleotide messenger RNA. Its product is annotated as guanylate kinase. The transcript is spliced from 2 exons. Gene Ontology annotation, molecular function: GMP kinase activity. The record is from RefSeq and is a predicted model, not a curated record. Gene Ontology annotation, cellular component: cytosol. Lineage: Eukaryota; Fungi; Ascomycota; Dothideomycetes; Pleosporales; Didymosphaeriaceae. Gene Ontology annotation, biological process: purine nucleotide metabolic process. Bases 1 to 606 code for a protein of 201 amino acids.